UAAAGAUUUGGUAUCCUUCCAUUGGGUUUGCAUUUUAGAUUUUCUGUGCUAGUCCGGUAUUUGAUUCGUUAUUUGCGUUUGGAGAAUCUGAGACGAAGAAUAUACAAACAUUAACAAAAAAAACCAUUCAAAGCCUCAAAUAGUGGUAGACCUCAGAAAGAGAAAUGACUUGUGAAGCAGGUUAAAUUAUGCUACAACUCUUAAUGAGAUCAAUGGCUCGACUAGGUCAAAAUCUUCAUUUGAAGAAUUUGGUGUUUUUGGCCUUAAAUUUGAUCAUCAUGGCAGUUGAAGCCCAACUACUCACAGCAAGCAACAGAUAUCUUAGCGGUUCUACAAGAUCUCAGGGUGCUACACUGGCUAGUAAUGGAGGAAGCUUUAGCGUAGAAAAUUAUGGUGCAGUGGGUGAUGGAGAACACGACGAUACUGAGGCGUUUACUGGUGCUUGGAAUGGGGCUUGUAAAGCAUCCUCUGCAACUUUGCUUGUGCCAAGUGGCAAGACUUUUCUGGUUAACAAUCUAGAUUUCCAGGGACCAUGUCAGCCUGGCUUUACUUUUCAGGUCGAUGGAACGAUUGCUGCACCCGAAGAUCCCAGCAGCUGGAAAAGCAAUUAUGUGUGGUUGUUGUUCCAGCAUCUUCAACAAUUUACUCUGACAGGGAAGGGCACCAUUGACGGAAAAGGAAAUAAUUGGUGGGGAAAGCAGAAAAGUAGACCAGCGGCCAUACAAUUCAAUGAUGUGAAAGGGAGCACACUCAGUGGACUGAAGGUGACAGACAGUCCUCAAUUUCAUGUCACAUUGACAGAUUGUGAGAGUGUCCAGAUCGUGGGCAUUACAAUUCAGGCACCAGAAAGCAGCCCAAACACUGAUGGAAUUGAUACAUUCGUAUCCACAAACAUUGUCAUAAGAGAUUCCACUAUUGGAACAGGAGAUGACUGCGUGGGGAUAGGUGACGGGUCUUCAAAUAUAGAGAUCAGUGAUAUCACAUGCGGCCCAGGUCAUGGAAUAAGUAUUGGAAGUCUCGGAAGAGGAAAUGCGAAAGCAGAUGUCCAUUCGAUUCAUGUGGUCAACGCCAAAUUGACAUCAACAACGAAUGGAUUGAGAAUCAAGACAUGGCCGGGAGGUUCUGGUAUGGCAAGUGAUAUAACAUAUGAGAAUGUCCAGAUGGAAAAUGUGAGCAACCCAAUAAUAAUUAAUCAAUUCUACUGUGACACAGGUGACACUGAGUCUGCUUGCAAGGAUCAGGGUUCUGCUGUGAAAAUCAGUAAUGUAAAAUAUAAUAAUAUCAAGGGCACAUCAGCAACACAAGAGGGAAUCACAUUUUCAUGCAGCCAAAGCGGAUCUUGCACAGAUAUAACAUUGGAUGAUAUAGAUCUGGUACUUGAGUCAGGGGCGCAAGCCUCGUGUCAUGCCCAAUACGUACAGGGUCACAUUGUUGGAGAUGCAAUUCCUUCAGGCUGUCUAGGAAACAAUGCCAAAUGAUUAUACCACGGUUGUG
Messenger RNA from Cryptomeria japonica (Japanese cedar), 1494 nucleotides. Its product is annotated as polygalacturonase-like. The record is from RefSeq and is a predicted model, not a curated record. Gene Ontology annotation, biological process: carbohydrate metabolic process. Lineage: Eukaryota; Viridiplantae; Streptophyta; Pinopsida; Cupressales; Cupressaceae. The coding region runs from base 189 to 1478 and encodes 429 amino acids. The transcript is spliced from 8 exons. Gene Ontology annotation, molecular function: polygalacturonase activity.